This is a messenger RNA of Protopterus annectens (West African lungfish), 1833 nucleotides long. Its product is annotated as carbohydrate sulfotransferase 5-like. Lineage: Eukaryota; Metazoa; Chordata; Ceratodontiformes; Protopteridae. Bases 110 to 1237 code for a protein of 375 amino acids. The record is from RefSeq and is a predicted model, not a curated record. The transcript is spliced from 2 exons. Gene Ontology annotation, biological process: N-acetylglucosamine metabolic process; sulfur compound metabolic process. Gene Ontology annotation, molecular function: N-acetylglucosamine 6-O-sulfotransferase activity.
CACCAAAUACAUAUGUGACUCCCUGAGCAGGAUUGCAAAGGUUUCAUAUGAAAGGCAGGAUGAUACAGCAAGUGCACUGAAUGAGGAUUACUGAAAUGUGUUAAACAACAUGGCCAGAUUAACAAAACUACAUUACUUCAUUGUUCUUCAGGCUUUGGUUACAGUAGCCAUAAUCAUUUUAAUGCAUAACAAAAAUCCUUCGUACUAUCAAAAAUCAAGAAGCCUGAACAAACAAACACAGAUUCUUAUUAUUUCAUCCUGGAGGUCGGGCUCUUCUUUACUUGGUCAGCUAUUCAAUGUGAAUCCCAAUGUGUUCUAUUUAAUGGAACCAGGCUGGCACAUAUGGAGACAUUUUCAAUACAGUAGUGCAAAUUCACUACAAAUGGCAGUACGCGAUCUGUUGAGGUCACUCUUUCUCUGCGACAUAACUGCUUUUAAUUCCUACAUUCCAUCUGAGGAUAGAAACAACUUGCAUCUUUUUGGAUGGGGUCUUAGCCGUGCACUUUGCUCUCGUCCAGCAUGCAAUGCUUUCAGUCGUACAUAUAUUACAAGUGAGGACAUCUGCACUAAGGCUUGUGGAACAUACCCUUUGAAUAAAAUUGAGGAAGUCUGUCAAACAUAUAGCCAUAUUGUUCUUAAAGAAGUCCGACUUUGUAGCUUGGAGCCACUGUACAGCCUCUUAAACGAUCCUUCUUUAAAUCUAAAAAUCAUUCACUUAGUCCGUGAUCCCAGAGCUGUGUUAAACUCUCGUAACAAACAAACAAAUGCAUUAAAAGUUGACAGCAACAUCUUAUACAGAAAUAUUUUGAAAAAAGAAUACUUUAAGUUUUUCCACUCUGGAGACAGAGAGUACAAACUGAUGGAGGAAAUCUGUAAAUAUCAAGUUAGUAUGUAUAAAACAGCAACUCAAGAGGCCAACAGCUUCAUAAAGGACCGUUAUAAAAUGGUACGUUUUGAAGACUUGACAAAAAACCCUCUGGAAGUUUUAAAGGACUUGUAUAAAUUUUCAAAUCUGACAUUAUCCUCAGAACUUCAGACAUGGGUUUAUAGUAUAACACAUGGUAAUGGGGAUGGAGGUAAAAAUGGAUCCUUUCAAGUAUCUUCUCGUGAUGCAGCUUAUGUUUCUGAGGCUUGGAAAACAAGUCUGUCCACUGUGAGUAUAAGAACAAUUGAGCGAGUAUGUGCAGAAGCCCUUCGUAUUUUUGGUUAUGACCACUUCACAUCAGACAAUAACUAGAAUCAUUCAGCUUUAAAAAGGAUGCAACAUAAAAGUUGAACUGUUUCUGUGAAGAGAAGGAAAUCCUGAGUCAAGCUAAUGAACAUUUUACUUAUGCAUUAUGCUGACAAAGUUUUUUUUCUCCAAACAGGCUUGUGCCAAAAGGUCUGGACAACAUUACUUAUAGUAAAACAGCUUCAAUGCAUGGACAUGUUUUUAUUGUCUCAUAAAUUGUUUUACUGCAGAGACACAUUUUUCUUUAUCAUAUUAUGUUACCUAAGCAUUAGUACAGAGUAUGCAAGCCAUGUUCUUUGAUGCUGUAGUUUCCUUGUAGUAUGUGAGAACUGGUACUCUAGAUGGCAAACAUCUUUGCAGUCACUUGUCACCAACAAGCCAACACCAAUGAAUGGAAUAACAUGGCUAUACUGACUAAUUGCUGUAGCUAUAACACUUGAUGUAUCAAUGAAAGGUCAAUGGUAAGGACUUCUGGAUCUAUAUCGUAGAACAAAUGUUUUUAAUUCUGGCUUUUCUAGCAUUGUUUGUGGACCAAAAUGUAAGACCUGAAUUUUAUGAGGAGUGUGCAUGUAUAUAAAUAUCAAUAGUUGAAACUCUGACAA